Messenger RNA from Fundulus heteroclitus (mummichog), 2607 nucleotides. RefSeq names its product C-Jun-amino-terminal kinase-interacting protein 1. The coding region runs from base 335 to 2572 and encodes 745 amino acids. Gene Ontology annotation, cellular component: cytoplasm. Gene Ontology annotation, biological process: regulation of JNK cascade. NCBI's taxonomy places the organism in Eukaryota, Metazoa, Chordata, Actinopteri, Cyprinodontiformes, Fundulidae. Gene Ontology annotation, molecular function: protein binding. The record is from RefSeq and is a predicted model, not a curated record. The transcript has 12 exons.
UCAUCUCCUCCUCCUUUGCUCCCUCUCAGUCCUGAUUACCUCCAUCACCACUCAACGCCACCCGCUUCCUCUCCCUCUUCCUCUCUGUGAUGGUGAUGAAGAUGAUGUGACGCCGGAGAGGACCAAUCGUCGGGGAAGAGGGGUGUGGUCAGAGAAAGGGCUCGGAGCUGAUCGAUGCUCGGAGGACUGAGGAGGAAGAAGAGAUGACAGGGAGGUAGAGGAGGGUGGGGGAGGCCUUGUCCGAGCCGAGGAGCGCCGACGGUGGAUUAAUAAAGGAGGAGGAGGAGGCAGGAGGAAGCUGUCGCUAAUCGAAGGAGGAUCCACCUGUGCUGUCAUGGACAAAUACCGACCAAAGAGACCAACCAGCCUGAAUCUGUUCCCACAGCUCCCACAAGCCGGCACCCAGGACUCCAUCAACAACAACUCUUUGGGGAAAAAGGACAGCUGGAAGGACUCCCACUCUUCCUCUCCACACAUCACAGGAGAUCCAGCGCCCCACGAUGUUCAGCCAAAAUCAGAGGACAAAGUCCGGCCCACGGCUCAGCGCCGUCCGGCACCAAAGCCGCCGGCAGCUGGCGGGUCCAAUGGCAGAACCAACGUUCAGGCCGCCGCCUCGGUUGCAGAAGCACGCGUCCGACCACGGGAAAGGCAGACGUCUGCGGCCACGCAGCCCUGCAGCACUCCCAGGGGUCAGCGGAGAGGGGGGGGAGGUGGGAGAGGGGGUGGGAGAGGAGCAAUGAGGGAGAAAAACCUGGCAGAGCUCAGGGGGAACGGGACAGACAGGAGAGGGGGACGGCUGUGUGAGGACAGGGCAAAGGACAAAGACAGGAACGGACACCAGAAGCAGAGAGAAGUAAACGGGCCGAGGGGCCGAGCAGCUGAGGGGAGAGGAAGAGGAGGCGUGAAGGCGAGCAGCCGAGGAGGAGGAACGGGCUUGAAACCUAACAACAAGCUGGGCAACCAGGAGGUCUACCUGCCUGCCAUGGUGGUCCCACGAACACCUGUAGCAGCGAGAAGCCAGGAGAAGAGCCAGAACCAAGGCCAAAACCAUGACAGAACCCAGGAGAACCCCCCCGCUGCGCUGUCCCGGUCCAGCAGCGAGGGCGGGUCCAACAGGAUGUCGCUGAGCUCAGAUACAGAGGGGCCCCCUCCGGGACCUCUGCAUCCCUCUCUAACCCGCAGAACCAACCCAGACAUCCGUGAAGAAGACGGCGAAGGAGAUCCGACUCCCAGUGCGCCGGUCCAGAACCGCCCCAGCUGCACCCCGAAGGCCACGGACAAACCGGAGGAGGGCUCUCCCACCGUGGAGGCAGGCACAGGGAGGGACAAAGCUGACAACAGGGUGGACAAUGAGCCGACCAAACCAAAGAGGGAGGCUGCAGCCGGGCUGGAUUAUGACCAGGUUAAAUACACCCUGGUGGUGGACGAGCACGCCCAGCUGGAGUUGGUCAAGCUGAAGGACUGCCUGCACGGACACACUGAGCACAACGAGGACAGCGACGCAGAGACAGUCUACCAGUCAGCCAAUGAGGAGGAAGACCCCGAGUAUGAGGAGGAGAGGAGGAAGAGUGAGGAAGCAAGAAAGCUAGAGAAGAGAAAAGAGGAGGAGAAACAAAGAAAAGAGGAAGAGAAGAGAAGAAAAGAAGAGGAGGAGGCAAAGAAAAGGAAGGAGGAGGAUUUAAAGAGGAGGAGGGAAGAGGAGGUGAAGAGAAGGAGGGAAGUAGUUGCAGUUGCGAGGGUCUGCAAGCAAUCCAAGGUAUCGUCUGCCACAUCCGGGGAAGAAGACGAGUCUAACGGAGGAAGAGGUCCCAGAAGCAGGAAGUUCCUCAACCUGUUCUCCACCAACAACAGCAGCCCAUACAGCUCCACAGGUGCUGGCCCGUUUGGCGUGUUCUCCUGUGUUCUGGACGGCGUGGAGAGGCAGCAGAGCCACCGUGCUGCAUACAGGUUUGUCCCCCGCCAUGCGGACGAGCUGCAGCUGGAGACGGACGACCCGGUGCUGAUGCUGAAGCAGAGCGAGGAUCUGUGGUGUCAGGGCUACAACAUGAGGACCGGGGCCACCGGCAUCUUCCCGGCCUUCUACGCCGUCAGGCUGCCCAAAGACGGCAGCCACGUCCGGAACGACGGCUGGACGGAGCCGUUUGUUGUGCGGUUUCUGGGUUCGGUUCAGGUCCCUGUCCACAUGGGCAAUGAUGUCUUAUGUGCAGCGAUGCAGAAGGUGGCGUGUAACAGGCGGUCAGCCGGUCAGCCGCCGUCGGCCUGUGUGCUGGAGGUCAGCGUGAAGGGCGUGAAGAUGAUCGUUCAGGACCAGUGCCACUCUGCUCAUCGGGGAGACCAGUGUUUCCAUUUCUUCCAUCUGAAGAACAUCUCGUUCUGUGGCUGCCAUCCUAAGCACAGCAGGUACUUUGGAUUCAUCACAAAACAUCCCGACCAGCAGCGCUUCGCCUGCCACGUGUUGAUGUCAGACGCCACCUUACAUCCUCUGGCAGAGUCUGUUCGGAGGGCGUUCCAGCAGUACUACAAGGAGCACAUCGGAUACUCCUGUCCCACUGAGGACAUCUUCAUCGAAUGAAUCCUCCUCCUCUUCCUCCUCCUCCUCCUCCUCUG